Australozyma saopauloensis is the source of this 801-nucleotide messenger RNA. RefSeq lists its product as uncharacterized. Gene Ontology annotation, cellular component: nucleoplasm. The record is from RefSeq and is a predicted model, not a curated record. The transcript has a single exon. The coding region runs from base 1 to 801 and encodes 266 amino acids. Lineage: Eukaryota; Fungi; Ascomycota; Pichiomycetes; Serinales; Metschnikowiaceae. Gene Ontology annotation, molecular function: RNA binding.
AUGGCUUCAGUUAUCGUCACCAAUGUUGACCCUACCGUUUCGUCCGCCAAGGUCAAGGAGUUAUUCUCCUUUUGCGGCAAAAUCGAAGCAGUGGAGCAGAAAAAAACAGGCACUUUUGAGGUGAAAUUCCAACUGGAGAAGGCCCUCGAAACCGCUCUUUUGCUCAAUGAUGCAGAAUUGGAGUCCUCGGUCAUCAAUGUUGCCAGAGCAGACCCUCCAAGUUACGACUCGACUUCCUCAGUUGGUAAUACCGGUUUGGAUAAGAAGGUUCAAGAAGAGAAUGCUUCCGAAGACGACAUUCUGCAGGAGGACAAGCCUAAACUGGCUGUUUUGGCCCAACUUUUGGCGUCCGGAUACAAGAUCUCGGAUGAUUUGAUUGCCAAUGCCAUCAAAUUCGACCAGGAACGUGGUAUCAGCUCUCUGUUCAUGAAGUUCAUCAACGACUUGGACAACAAAUUCCUCCACACCAGCAAUCCUGAGUCGACAGCCUCAAAGAAUAUCGAGCUUGCGAACAAUGUAUUGGGUGACUUGUCCAACAAGGUGACCAGUUUUGCAUACCUGCGUGAUGUGCAAAACUACAUUGACAAGGCUGCAGCUACCCCCUCUGGACUGAGAAUCCAUCGUUUCUACAAGGAUGUGACCAAGGAGAUCAAGGAUGUCCACCUGGAGGCCAACAGAUUGUACGAGCUUAAGAAGGGACGCGAGGACAAGACCAGCACUGGUGCUGGUGCCGCUAGUUCUGGUGCCGAAGUGUCUUCUGAGACUUCCGCUGUGCCCUUGACUGAGAAGAAGGGCUUGUAA